Coffea arabica (coffee) is the source of this 747-nucleotide messenger RNA. Lineage: Eukaryota; Viridiplantae; Streptophyta; Magnoliopsida; Gentianales; Rubiaceae. The record is from RefSeq and is a predicted model, not a curated record.
AUGCAUAUGCACAAGGCAAAAGUUGACGAGGACAAAGAAGUUGGAAAUGGAGCAAUAACAUCCUGGGACACUCCCUUGGAGGCACAGGUCGAAGAAGUUUGUAGAAAGGUGAAGGCAAUACCUGAGCUCCAAAAUGGCUAUAACAUUGUUGGUCAAUCCCAGGGUAACUUGGUUGGCCGAGGUCUGGUUGAGUUAUGUGAUGAUGCACCACCUGUAAUAAAUUUUAUAUCAUUAGGAGGGCCUCAUGCUGGUGUUGCAUUUAUUCCUAAUUGCUCUCAAUUUGAUGCCCUCUGCAGUCAUUAUGCUGCAUUGCUCGGCCGGGGAGUAUAUACAAACUAUGUUCAAGCUCAUGUUGCCCCAAGUGGCUAUACCAAGCUACCAUAUGAUUAUUUGGUAUAUCUAGCGAAGUGCAGUUUUCUCCCAAAGCUUAACAAUGAACUCCUGCAAAAAAAUGCAACCUACAAGCAAAGGAUAACUAACUUAAAGAACCUUGUGCUUAUCAUGUUUCAAGAAGACGGUGUUGUGAAGCCAAAAGAAAGCUCCUUAUUUGGAUACUACGCGGAUGGGAUUCCCGGACCAGUUCUGCCCCUACAGCAGACUCGGCUUUACACGGAGGAUUGGAUCGGUUUGAGAACUCUGGAUGAAACAGGAAGGCUCAAGCUGAUUAGUGUGCCCGGAGUUCACCUUCUGAUCUCCCUGUCCGAUACAAUGCGAUAUGUCGUUCCAUACUUGAAGGAUGGCGCAUAG